ACUCGGGAGAGCGCUCAGUCCGUGUCAGCUCCCGCCGCAGCCAUGGCCCUGCUGCAGCCAGCCCGGCGCCUGCUCUCCGCCGCGGCCCAGCGCCACCUCUGCCUGGCCCCCGUCGCGGCCAGAGCCAGGCUUUAGGGUUCACAUGGAGACACACACACACAUCCCUAUGUGACACACACACUCCCAUACACCUCUGUCACCCAGAGGGGGUGACUGACCUACCCAACACUCUCUGCCCUCCAUGCCUGGCUGGGCCCUGGGGAUGGACCUGCCGCUCCUGCUACCUGGCACCUUGUCUUCCUGAGGCAAUCUCCUGGUGGUCUCAUGUGGAGAUGGGACCCCCUGAUCCUAUUUUGGGGGUGACUGAAGCCUUUAAACGAGACACCAACGCUAAGAAGAUGAACCUGGGUGUUGGGGCAUACCGGGACGAUAACGGGAAGCCAUUUGUCCUGAACAGCGUCCGCAAAGCGGAGGCCCAGAUAGCUGCUAAGAAGAUGGACAAGGAGUACUUACCCAUUGCAGGGCUGGCGGAGUUCAAUAAGGCAUCAGCUGAGCUGGCACUGGGUGACACCAAUGAGGUUAUCAAGAGUGGCCGGUAUGUCACCGUGCAGACGAUUUCUGGGACUGGGUCUCUAAGAGUUGGAGCCAGUUUCUUGCAACGAUUCUUCAAGUACAGCCGUGACGUGUACCUGCCCAAACCAUCCUGGGGCAACCACACCCCCAUUUUCAGGGAUGCUGGCAUGCAGCUGCAGGCCUAUCGCUACUAUGAUCCCAAGACCUGCGGUUUUGACUUCGCUGGAGCCUUGGAUGACAUUUCGAAAAUUCCUGAGCAGAGUGUCAUUCUCUUCCACGCCUGCGCUCACAACCCCACUGGUGUGGACCCCCGACCAGAGCAAUGGAAGGAGCUGGCUGCUGUGGUGAAGAAAAGGAAUCUCUUUGCAUUCUUUGACAUGGCGUACCAGGGCUUUGCCAGCGGGGACAUAAACCGGGACUCCUGGGCUGUGCGUCAUUUUAUUGAGCAAGGCAUUAAUGUUGUUCUGUCUCAGUCCUAUGCCAAGAACAUGGGCCUUUACGGGGAGCGCGUGGGUGCCUUCUCAGUGAUCUGCAAGGAUGUGGAUGAGGCCAAGAGGGUGGAAUCCCAGCUGAAGAUCCUGAUCCGCCCCAUGUAUUCAAACCCCCCCAUCAAGGGAGCUCGUAUUGCCUCCACCAUCCUGACGAGUCCUGACCUGCGGAAGGAAUGGCUGGAAGAGGUGAAGGGGAUGGCUGACCGGAUCAUUGACAUGCGCAACCAGCUGGUGGCCAACCUCAAGAAAGAAGGCUCCUCCCACAACUGGCAACACAUCACCGACCAGAUCGGCAUGUUCUGUUACACGGGGCUGAAACCUGAGCAGGUGGAGCAACUAACCAAAGAGUUCUCCAUAUACAUGACAAAAGAUGGCCGGAUCUCCGUGGCAGGGGUCACAUCUGGCAACGUGGGUUACCUAGCUCAUGCAAUACACCAAGUCAGCAAGUAAACACGGUGGAGCAGACGGCCUUCCCUUCAACGGUCUUUGGACUUUCUGAAUCAAGAGGAAGGGGAAGUGCAUUUGCGGGGUUGGGGCAAGCAGAAUAUUUACUUUCAACCACAGCACUUGACUCUGUCGUUUAAUGUAUUUCGUGUACAAGGCCGCAGCUAGCGGCAUCAACACAUCGUAGCCAAAGCCACCUGCCCUCUCCGACAGGGAUGUCACUGCUUCCUGCUCCUCUCUUCAGAAGCAGCGUCUCGCGUUAUGCACCCUCUCCCCGACACAGGCACCCGUCAGGCUUUAAACGUCUUGGCAGAACUACUGCAUGUAGAAUGAUAGAACGCUGACCAAGAGCACUGGGCGCUGAGUGGUGUCUCUGUGCCCAUCCCUUACGUGGGAGGGGAGACGGCUUCGUAACAUAGUUCAGUUACUGUUUUUAAAUGAGCUGGAACAGGAUCAAGACCCCGUCCUCCCACUCUGAAAGGAGAUCAAGUAACACAUCAUUGUAUUCAUGUCAACAGGGAAACCUGCCCUUAUACACUGGUGGGGGUAGAGCAACAGCUGGAGUUGGGGGAGCCAGUACAGCUCUGUCAAGUUGUACAGCAUGUCCGCUUGCUUUACUCACCUCAUUCGAGGAGGGCCACUGAAGCUGAAAACACUGUAUGUAAAUGAAGGUUUUGGGAGUCUGCUCCUCAUGGGUGGUGGGGGGAGCCCCAGUUCAGGGAGGCUAGUCCCUGGUUCCACCCCUUCCGCUCCCCCCUCCAUGGCCAGAGCCCUGAGCCCCCCACCCGACCUGCUUGGAGGAGCCCCGGGCUGACAGGUAUAGUGCAGUUUGUGCCCUUACACCUGAGCCAUCGCAGCUGCACCUCCCCUCCGCAGAGUCCAAGCCACCCCCCAGGAAAAUUCAAAAGCCCUUCUCUUCCCUUCUGGAAGGAGAACCUGAGCUUGUGAUAUGCGCCAUGCGGCCUGUGGGGCCACUGAGGAGGCAGUAUGUGUUAUUCAGAUUCCCAGGUUCAUCAGGACUCUCCUUGGAGUCCAGGGAGAUUACUAAGGAACCCAGGAAGCUGAGUAGCACAUACAUCUCCUCUGCUGCCCUGGAACCUGCAUGGCGCAUAAUAAUAAGCACAAAUUUCCACCACGAAACCUGCAACAAGGGUCUGACGGCAGCAGCUGUACUAGGGGAGGUUGAGCCUCCCCUGGCCUAUUAUACCCACUGCCCAUGCUACUCCUCCCUACUGGUAGGUGUAGGGGGAGUGAACGUGGCGUGCAGGUCUUGCUUGAAAAACAGCUUUUGAUCAAAUGACCUGGAAAACCAGCUUGAGAUCCCAAAUAACCCUCUGCUGUGUGGACUUGCAUCACCAAUGUAUUUUACCAUUGCUUCUUCCUUACCUGUCAGAAUGCUACAGAUGGUGGCCUCUACCACCUUUACAGCAGUAGAAGCACGCAAGGAGAGAGCACUUUUCAGAGAGCACAUGCAUGAGGGAUAUUUAUUACACAGUUGCAAUCUAAGCCUCUGAAUGCCGCUUUUAGGGUUGGUUUUGUCUUUAACAAUUGUAGAAAGGACACAGAGGGUCUGAACUUGCUUCUGAACAAGUAAAACUGAAAAGCUUUAGGGAACUCCUGAUAUCAAAGCCUGUACAAUUCUUUCUAAUCAGGAAUCUCAUCUCUGUUCAGAAAAACUAGUGGUUCUCUUAGUGCGUGUAAGAUAGAUCAGUGUCUCUCUGGGGCUGUCAUUUCUCACUUUAAUCUUGUUUGGAAACAUGGCUUGCUUCAUUCUCUCCCUCCCAUGCCUCCCCGCCUGCCAUUCACACAGAAGUAGAGUGAUUCUUCCCACUCUAAGAUUCUGCUCUGAAAAUUGGCCCAUUCUUUCACCUGACCUGAGCGUGGUGUGUACUCUCCUGUCCCUGCUACUAGAGUGACAAUCCGCCUUAGCUGUUAAGUAUCUUAAAUUCCUGCUCUCUCUCCAGCUGGCUUCAAUUCCUUGUGCAGCAACAGACCUAAUUGGCCCUGGCUUUGAAACUUAGUUAUAUCUCUGUAACCUCCUGAAAGCAAGGAGGUUGUGCCCAGGCAUCAGGAGGGUAUACUUACCAGAACUGUCAGCACUCAUGGUCGUAUGCAGGAAGGAAAGAUCCCAGUCUGAAGGCCUGCUCAUUUAAAAACAAAAACAAAACCACCUCUCUCCUUGUAAACUCAGAGUUGUCUCUUGGCAAAUGAUCAAUAAACAUGGAACCCCAUGAUGUCUCUUCUUCCACAGUCACUCUUCAGAGUGGAAGUGGACUAUAGGGGAGUCGCAUCUUACGCGGGGGUUAGGUUCUGAAGUCCGCGCGUAAGGCGAAAAUAGUGUAUUGUCAAACGCUCAUUGAGUGGAAUGGUGGGCGGAAUCGCCCGCACUACAGGUAGGGCAUUUAAAUUAUUUUUCUCUUUUUUGUUUGGCUGAGCGUGUAUAGUUAAAAUUGUGUAAGUUAAAUGCGCCUAUGAUGCGACUCUGCUGUACUUCGAUAUUUAAUCCUGAAUAGACUCUCCGGCACGCAACCAAACCCAUAUGGAUCCCUUCCGGCUUUCCAGUGUUUGUCAGCUGAAGCCAACGCUUAAGGUUGAGCCCCUCCCCAUUUUGUCUCUUCUUCCACAGUGUAUGUCAUCUUAUAAUCAAUCAUCUGGGUUUCCAUCAUUCUCUUUCUUUUCCUCCCCCUCCCCCCCCCGUCCCAAUUUUAGAGGUAGAGGCUGCAUUUUCAGCCUUGCAUUCAAAUCUCUUGAGCUGUGUUUAAAGCCCCUGGCUUCCCAUUGAUUUGAGAGAGUUACAUGGCUAAAACUCCCAUUCACUUAUUUAAAAACUAACUGGAACAGUUUGAAUGGAAAUUGGUUGUAAGAGAUCCACAGGCCUUAAAGCAAACACACCAGUGAAGUGUUUCCGUAGUAGCUGGCAGCAUGGAGUUCUCCAUUGCUGAAGGCAGAGGCCUGAACAUGAACAUACAUGAGGUAGACCCAUGCAAGGUACUGCUGCCACCUCUGAUCCCCAUGUGUGUUCUUUUCUUCUCACUCACUCCCAGACUAAGUGGCUCCAUCUCUCUUAGAACUGUCUGUGGGCAUCUUUCCUAUUUUAGUCCCUAGAGGGCUUUUUGCUGAUCGAUAGGCAGUUGUCACUUCUGUAGUUCCUUCCUAUCACUGUUCCAUCCUGAGCAACUGAGACUAGCCUAGUCUACCCUAAGCUGCCACCGCUAUACCAAGAAGUAAAGGAGGAUUCUAGCCUGGCUCAAGGAAAGAGAAGUCGAUUGCACUUUAAUGGCAGUGGUGAUGUGUACACAUCCUCCUGCAUGGAAGUUACUGAAGCCACCUGCCCAAAGCCUUCGCUUCUCUCUGAUUCUCAGGGUGCAUCGGGUUAGGGAAUGACUGUUUUGUGCUGUGGUUCUAAGCUGCUGUGUGCUUUCAGCUCUGGUCUUCACCUUUCUAGACAAGCCAUCUGCCAUUGUCUAGUCAUUUAGGCCUUUAUGCAGCCUGUUCUCUCUGUUACAAUAAAACUACAGCUGGCGCGUAA
Molecule: messenger RNA, 5037 nt
Organism: Chrysemys picta bellii (western painted turtle)
Lineage: Eukaryota; Metazoa; Chordata; Testudines; Emydidae
Gene: GOT2
Product: glutamic-oxaloacetic transaminase 2
Biological process (GO): biosynthetic process; L-aspartate catabolic process
Cellular component (GO): mitochondrion
Molecular function (GO): L-aspartate:2-oxoglutarate transaminase activity; pyridoxal phosphate binding
Source: RefSeq, a predicted model, not a curated record